CCGACACAGGUCACAGCUAACAACUGAUGCAUAAUUUAAUGAGGUGGCAAAUGUCUCUAUACAAUAGUUUGUAGUCAAAUGGAGCACUAGUUCAUUAAGUGUGUGUUUAGUUUAUGUUGUAUAAUUACUCGGCCUUCGUCAAUUCACUCCAAAAGGAAAGGCAAAGAGAAGAUGCAAACAAUGAGAGGUGAAACUAUUCUGGGAAUCAUUAUUUUGUUAUUUGUACAUUCAGUUACUGGAUGUCCAGAAAGAUGUCAAUGCAACAUUACCCUGAAAGAAGUGAACUGCACAGGCAAUGGACUGUCAGAGGUUCCAGAAGAUGUUCCACUCAACACAAAAAUUUUAUACUUGCAGAACAACCAUAUUCAUACAAUAUCAAACAGUUCAUUCACUGGUAUGUCUCAGCUGCAAAUUCUGGACUUGUCCAACAACAUGAUUUCAAGUUUGUCAUCAAAUAUAUUUGAUGAACUGCAUAACCUUCUCAACCUAAACCUUGCAAAUAACUCCAUCAACCACAUGGACAACAAAAUCCUUCAUUCAAAUGGAAACCUCAAACAACUGGAUAUAUCAUUUAACAAUCUUACGAGUCUGCCUGAGGGCUUGUUCAAGAACCUAAAGAAUUUGACCUUGCUUGCUAUGCACCAAAACCAAAUUCAUCAAAUCAGCAGGCCCCUUCUGGAUUCAUUGCCAAAUCUGCAAGUACUUUUGUUCAAGAAAAACCUGUGGAAUUGUGACUGUCAUCUGACUGGAUUAAAACUUUGGUUGGAGAGCUUCCUGUACAAAGGAGGCCAGAUUGAUGCAAUAUUGUGCACAGAACCAGAGGAUUUAAGAAGUAAGGACCUCAUGAAAAUUCCCCAUGAAUUAUUCCAGGAGUGUUCCACUGUUAAGUACAAGUCAUCCCAUGAUGACUCCAACCACAGAAGUCCCACCAUCCAAAACCUGCACCACAAAACUGAACAUGACCACAAUCCAGAUUGCAGUCGAAAGGCCAAGCAACGGUCUGGCAGUUUACGUCAUGCUAUCGCCACAAUUGUGGUGACUGGCGUUAUUUGUGGCAUUGUUUGCCUCAUGAUGCUGGUGGCAGCAAUUUAUGGCUGUUCUUAUGCAGCUGUUAUGGCUAAGUAUCAAAGGGAGCUAAAGAAACUGGAUCAUCUGGGCCCAGACGGCGAACAGGAAAAUGCUGAAGAGAAGGAACCUUUUGACGGUUCAUUGGUAUGAGCUUCCAUUUCCUGCCUCGCUUUUCAAAUAUCAAGACAAAAUGUUGGAAACAAACUAUUAGAAAUCAACAUUUCUUUUAUAAGGAAGAUGGCAUCUAACAUCCUGGACUGUUUCAAUUGGUAAAAACUUCGGACCUUGACUAGUUUGCAUAUAAAUUAUGUAUUAUGUACCAUACAUAAGUUCAGAAUGGUUUUAAUCACUGCCAGAGAUAAUGAAAAAGACAGUACAGAAGAGAGUUAGACAUAACUAUUAAACACAUCAAAGGAAUGCCAUCCAUUCCAGCUUAUUUUGCUAAAAGGAUCUUUUGUCUUUUUCUUCUGUGUAUUUACUGUAGUAUGGUUUUGCUACAUUAACAAAUCUAUAUAAAAAUAAGUCAGUGCUGUGGUUUAUUCUAGCACUCUGCUACAACUGGGAACACUUUGGUAUCCUUUGUUAAAGAUCUGUGAAGGAUACCAAUGUGUUCCCAGAUAUAAUAAGCACUUGGGUCAGCUGAGUCCAAAGCUCUCAGCCUACGUGUGUCUCUGUGGCAGGUGCAGGCCCAGUCAUCUGCUAGGCCGACUUGUUCCCACACAUGGAUAGCACCCGACCUCUUCAGACUCUGAGUCUGAUCUCUUCCUGGUUACUCUGGACUACUUUGACCCAGAAACCUUGCUUUGAUUCACCAAAGAAGGGUCCUGGCCCUUUGAGCUGGGAGAGAGUGACUGCAGUGAAAACAAUAGUUCCUUUUCGUAAUUUGUAUGAGGUUUUUGGGCUAUAAUUAUUCAUAUCUAGAAAGAUGUGAACACUAUGGCCUCAACAUAAUACAGUAAAGUAGUGGUGCUGUAGUCACAUGAAUUCCUUUGCCCUAUUUCAACAGAGAUAUAAAUUUGCUUAAUAAUAUAUAUUCUACAAAUCAUUUAAAAGUAUUAAGUUCUCAUAAGUAAUUUUAUCACAUGUAAUUUCAAAGUAUUAGUCACUGGAAACCUAAAGUUACUUCAGUAUAAACUUCUGAAAACGUUUCCAUGUUGCCAUGACCAAUAACUGUACAGCUCCAUAAAAUGAAAAUGAAUGACAAACAAAACUUCUGCAAGAAUUCUGGGUCAAUAACAUUAAAUUAAUAACAGAAAAGGUAGAUAAUACGGUAAAACUAUCAUCUAAAAGAUAUAUUCUUGAAAAGUAUUCUCUGUAAUCAGUAACAAACAUAUCUGAAAUUUCAAAUUAAAAUGUUGACAAAGUUCUACACAUCUGUUUUCGUUUUUCUCCCCAAUUACCUCAAUAUGUUUAUAAAACCAAUGUGUUCCAAGAUGUAAAAUAGACUUCAUAAACCUCUUCAUUGCUUGGUAUGUUUUAUAUGUUUUAUAUUUUUCUUAGUUUACAUUAAUGCUAUCAGUACUAAUGUUUUUCAGUAGAUUUUGCUAUGUGCCAAAAGUGGUUUCUCAGUGAAAGCAUGGUUAUGAACCAAAGUAACUGAACCAAAAGAACAUCUGCAAUGCAUGUCCAUGAGGCCCCAGAUGGCCAUUUGUAUGGGCCACAGAUGUCAUAAUGUUUGAUGAACAUAUGACUAUUUUCAAACUCUUUUAAUCUAGGAACUAUGUUCAUAAUGCCAUCCUUUCCUAAAAAAAUUUUGAAUGAAAAGUUUUCUACACAAUGUAAAGCUAUCAUUAUAUUUUAGUUCAAGCACACCAGAACACUGACAUUCACAAGCAAGUAUUUUAGCCCAAUGUGUUAAUCAUGUGCUUUAUGCCCCAUGUGAGUCUCCUCCUACUCUCCUUCAUCUCACCCCGUUAAAAUAUGCUUUGAUUCCAUUCUCGAUCUCAUACUUAUCCAUCUGUCCCUUAUGUUUACUUUCCAAAGGCAGUCCCUUGGGUUCAAAGAUGACUUGUUCCCACUUUGGUUCACUAUUGAGGCCAGUCCAGGAACCACAGACAGUGUAUGUGGUGGUUGGCGGAGCAAAAGUGUGGGUAGCUUAUGAAGUAGGGAACUUCUCAUGACUUAUGCAAGGCUUCUGUAUCCAUCCAAUACAUUGCCUUGAGGUUCUCGAAAUAUCCUGAAUGCUCCUUUUUCAUCUGUAUGGUUUUGAACCAUGGAUCCACAGGAGUCGGUAGCUAUGUUGUAAUUCCACAAGGAGCAUUUCCUUGAAACAUUUCCUUUGUUUCCCUGGUGAUCUUUUCCCUUGACCAAGUUCAGAACAGAUUGUUUAUUUUUGGACAACAAAAAACUAAACUGCUGGAGGAACUCAGAAAGCUGGUAGCAUCUGUGGAGGGAAAUGGACAGUCGCCAUUCUGGGUUGAGACCUUUCACUUGAACCAAUGUUAUUAGUUAUUCUCCCAUUUUGUUCUCCUGUUGUCAUCAAACUCAAACACAUCACCCACCAGAUGUUUUAUGCAUUAAGUUUUUUUUUCCAGGAACCUCUGACAAAUAUUAGCUCCAAAAUUGUCAGUGUAUAUUUUUUCACUGCAGGGGCUCAUUUGCAAAACAGGUUAACAAGAAGUUUAUCAUGCUUUAUUCAACAUUGUCCAAACUGUGCCACUGCUGGAACAAAUUCAUAGGUGGUGACUACCUUGUCUUCAGUCGCCAUUCUCAUUGGUGCUAUAAUCCAUGUGAGUGAUCUCUGUACUGCUUCAGAAGUUGAAAAUGGAUAUGUUAGUUUUAUGUUCAAUGCCAUUUUACUCCUCUGCGUUCUUCCAUUCCUGCCAGGCCACUGACCAGCAAAUCCCACAAACAUAUUGGAUUGGUCAGCUGUCUAUUUGCAUAUUUUGAAAUGUUGCAUUCUGAGAGCAAAAUGUAAAUUCUGCAUGGUUAAUAUUUAUUGCUGACAUGGAGUUUUAUAUGUGAAACAAAUUAAAAUCAA
Messenger RNA from Mobula hypostoma (lesser devil ray), 4048 nucleotides. It is a transcript of the gene lrtm1, whose product is annotated as leucine-rich repeat and transmembrane domain-containing protein 1. Gene Ontology annotation, cellular component: plasma membrane. The coding region runs from base 172 to 1218 and encodes 348 amino acids. Lineage: Eukaryota; Metazoa; Chordata; Chondrichthyes; Myliobatiformes; Myliobatidae. The record is from RefSeq and is a predicted model, not a curated record. The transcript is spliced from 3 exons. Gene Ontology annotation, molecular function: protein binding.